AUGAGCACGAUUAGUCCGUUGCUGAAGGUCGGUCUUCAGUUUCUCGGUGCGUGGCCGGGCAUGCCAUUUGCUACCAUUAACCGGCUGGUUUACAUGUCAAGCAUACUGAUUAUGCAGUACUUUCAGUAUUUAUACGUUUUCGCGCACUGCAAGCCAGGCGAGUUGCAGAACCUCAUGGACGGCUUGCCCCCGGCUUUUGAUUACAGUUUGACUUUAAUGAAGCUAGUGACACUUUGGACGAAUGAUCGCGUGGUUCGCGAAAUGCUAAAUCAUAUGGACACCGAUUGGCGCAAGUGCGUCGAGCGGGAUUUGCACGUAAUGACGACAAAAGCUAGCAUUUCGCAUUUUUGCACGAACGUCAUGAUGAGUUUCAACAUGUUCGUGGGAGCACUCUACUUUGUGGGAGAUUACGUGAUUGGUAUGGUGCAUCUUGGCGACAAUGAUACCUCACGACCGUUCCCUAUGAAGUUACUAUAUUCCUCCGAGGCCGAGCAAUCGCCGAUGUACGAACUGCUAGUCGUCUUCCUCUUUGUACAUGUCAUGUUAAAUACGUAUACGAUUGCUGUUCUGAACGCGUUGAUUGUUACUCUGGUACUUCAUGCGAGUGGACAAAUCGAUAUCUUAUGUCAACAGUUAAGAACUAUUUCCGAGAAAGUAUCCUAUUACAGAUCUUCUGAUCAUACAUUAGGAAUGCUGAUCGAGAGACACAAUAAAGUUAUCGUAUUUUCUAAGAAUAUGGAUAAACUUUUUUCCUUUAUGGCUCUGAUGCAAAUUUUUUGGAAUACCCUAGUCAUCUGUGCCCUGAGUCUACUCGUCAUUUCGUCUAUUCAUAAUGAUACUGGCGUCGGUAUGGUGAAAGCCGCAUGUGCUUGCGGUGCUAUAAUGGUGGAAAUUUUUAUCUUUUGCUUUGCUGGAGAAUAUCUUAAUCUUAAGAGUAGAUUACUGGCUGAUGCCGCGUAUGAUUCUUUAUGGUACAACAUGUCGUCUAAUGUGAGUAAAAGUAUAUUAUUCGUCAUCAUGAGAUCUCAAAAACAGCUGAGUAUCACGGCCGGAGGAAUGGCGAAUUUAUCGUUAGAAGUUUACGCGAGUAUCAUGAAAACGUCGGCGUCAUACGUGUCGGUCUUGUACGCGAUGUACUGAUACACUCAAAGCUACCGUACGACAACGUUAAUCCUAAACGACUUUAUUAGUAG
This is a messenger RNA of Odontomachus brunneus, 1193 nucleotides long. Its product is annotated as odorant receptor 22c-like. The transcript has 6 exons. The record is from RefSeq and is a predicted model, not a curated record. The coding region runs from base 1 to 1140 and encodes 379 amino acids. Gene Ontology annotation, molecular function: olfactory receptor activity; odorant binding. Gene Ontology annotation, biological process: sensory perception of smell; detection of chemical stimulus involved in sensory perception of smell. Lineage: Eukaryota; Metazoa; Arthropoda; Insecta; Hymenoptera; Formicidae. Gene Ontology annotation, cellular component: plasma membrane.